This is a messenger RNA of Closterium sp. Naga37s-1, 4359 nucleotides long. Lineage: Eukaryota; Viridiplantae; Streptophyta; Zygnematophyceae; Desmidiales; Closteriaceae. The record is from the annotation of a GenBank genome assembly.
AUGCUUCCUUCGUUGCGCAACCGCAAGUGCUACAGGGACUACACCAUAUACGACGAGGAUGAUUCGCUGCGAGUGAUUAAGGAUAUUGAUAAGCAGGAGAAAGAAAGACUCGCUAAGAUCAGCUCAUAUCAGCCAGGAAAAUCCAAUUCAGCAGCAGCAGGAGCCAAUCCAGACGGCCUAUACGAGGCCAUGUCGCAUCUCUCUCUCCAAUCAGGCGACGCCACGUCAGCAGCACAGGCAGCAGUGGCAGAAGUGUUAGGGGAUGCGGGGGGUGGGGGAGCGGGGGGAGAUGGGGUAGAUGGGGAUAAGGAGGGAAACCGGUUAAAAAAUAUAAGGGAUGCUGUGUUGAGGUAUAAGGAGGGGGGGAUGAAAGAGGACAUGAGGGGAAGAGUGGGGGAGAGGAGGAGAGGGAGGUUCGAAGGGGAGUUGAGCAUAGGAGGCUCCAUUCCCAGAUACGCCAAGUUGUACGAGGAGGAGCUGAGGCGCAGCAACGCGUUGGACUUUGACGACCUCACUCAUUUCCUCCUCGAUCUCUUUCACACCCAGCCACACGUGCUCCAGAAAUACCAGGAGCGCUUUCAGCAUGUGCUGGUGGACGAGUUUCAGGACACGGAUUCGUUCCAGUACGAGAUAGUGCGGCUGUUGACACUCAACUCCAAGCGCCUGUUCGUUGUGGGGGACAUUGACCAGUGCAUCUAUUCCUGGCGCGGAGCAGAGUACCACUACCUACAGCGGCUCUUAGACGAGGACUUUGAUGACGUCACCACGCUGCAGCUUCGCAGCAACUACCGGUCAUCCCAGAGCAUCCUGCAGGCAGCAAACCGCGUGAUUCAAGGAGGGCCCAGGGACAGACGCGUUGGGGGAGGCACUUUGGAGCUGAAACCAACCAAGCCCCCAGGCCAUCCGGUGUUCUUCUCCUUCUUCCCCUCGUGCGCCAGUGAAGCUGCAACCAUCGCUGAGGAGAUAGAGAGCCUCGUUGACCCUGCGGAAUUGUCCCCCUGGCGGGGGCAAGCAGGGUCGAAGGGGGGGGCGGAGGGGCACUGGGAGGGGAGAGGCAGGGGGAGAAAAAGGUGGGUUGGUGGCUGGGUGAGUAAGUGGGUGGGUGGGUUGAGGGCGGUGCAGCUGCAGCAGGGGCUGGCGGACCUUGCCAUACCAUGCAUCGCUGUGGGCGGGAGCACGCUGUUCCAGAGAAAGGCAGUGCAGCUGCAGCAGGGGCUGGCGAACCUUGCCAUCCCAUGCAUCGUUGUGGGAGGCAGCACGCUGUUCCAACGCAAGAUACCGGAUAGCCUACAUGAGAGUGGUCUCAAACCCAGCCAAUGGAUUGCCCGUCCCAUCCGUCUCCUCCCCUCCUUUGCGUCCCUGCCCUCGCUGCCCUCCCUCUAUUCCCCUCCCUUCCUCCAUCUCAUCCCCUUCCCCGCUCAGGUGGUGAAGGACCUAGUAGCAUACAUGAGAAUGGUCGCCAAUCCAGCAGACAGUGUUGCACUGGGUCGGAUCUACAACACGCCCUCCAGAGGUAUUCCAUUCUUUACCCCCCAGAGGUAUUCCGGUGCUUACCCUCUGCAGGUACUUCGGCCUGGAGGCCUAGGCAUGAGCAGUGGGUUCAGAGCCUCAACACUCCCUUUCACCCUUGGAUUUUCUCUGUACCUGUUCUUCUUUCUCAAUAUUUCCCGCCCUCGCUCUCCCCUCAACCCUGGGUUCCCUUGCCCUUCAGGGCUGGGGGCCAAGUCAUGGGCAGCAGUGCAGCAGUGGGCUCAGAGGCUUGACUCUCCUUGUCGCCCUCUCUUCCCCCCAUCCCUUUGUCGCCUUGCCCAAGCAGGCCUGGGGGCCAAGUCAUGGGCCACAGUGCAGCAGUGGGCUCAGGGCCUCGACUCCCCUGCGGGCACGGCAAUCCUGGAACUAGCGUUGGGCAAGCAUGCAGACAACCCUCCUUCAAUCUCCAAGAAAGCCAGCUUCGCGCACCUCAUCCUCUCCUUCCGCCGUGCAGUAGGCACACUUGAUGGCGCCGAUUCAAGUCUGGGCGCAUCGAAUCUGAGUGACUCGAGUCAGAGGGGGAACACGGGUGGGACGAAGGAGCUGCCUCAUGCCGGAGGGCUGCUGGGGACUAUAGUGGACGUGCUCGAGUUGAAGCAGGAGUACAGCCCUGCAGCAGCAGCGGCAGCCGCAGCAAAGAGCCGGUCCCCCAACCCUGCAGUGUUGAGGCAGCGGCAUGAGGAGGACGGCAAGCGCGCUCUUGACCAGAUGGAACGACUUCAGGACCUAGCGAACAGGUUCGGCCCGACCUGUGGGGUUGGUAUGGAGGGAGUGCGGAACUUUCUGGAGCAGAUUGCACUACUUUCAGGGGAGAUUCACGAGUCUGAAGGCAAGGAGGCACAGCUGUCAGCCAAUGCAGUGCGAUUAAUGACCAUCCACAAGGCCAAGGGGCUGGAGUUCCCUGUGGUGUUCCUGACAGGCUUGGAGAAUCGAAUCCUGCCGCUGGCUCCGAAAAACUAUAAGGAGAUGGCUCAGUGGAAGGGGUCUGAGGAGAGGCCGGGGGGAGAAGGGGUCAAAGCGGGACAAGGGGUUGAAGCGGGAGAAGGAGUCGAAGAGGAAGGAGUCAAAGCGCAAGGGAAUGCGGUGGUCGGUGAUGCGGAUGAGUCUGCGGAAUACGCUGAGGCUGCUGCAGCAGAGGAGGAGUCAAAGCGGAAAAAGGGGUCAAAAGGGGAGAAGAACUCAAAGCGGGAUAAGGGGUCAAAGCGUAAGGGAGCUGCGGUGGUCGGUGAUGCGGAUGAGUCGGCGGAGUACGGUGAGGGUGCUGCAGCAGAGGAGCAGUCAAAGCAGAAAAAGGGGUCAAAGCGGGAGAGAAGGCUAAAACGGGAACUGGAAUCGGAACGGAAGAAGGCAUUGAGUAGCGGCGGUAAUGUGGAUGCGGCAGCAGGUGCCAAGGAUGCAGCAUUGGAGGCAGAGUGUCGAUCUGAGGGGUCUAAGCGGGCUAAAAAAGGGUCAAAGCGGAAGAGAUCUGUGAGUGCCGACGUGGAAGCUAGCAGCGUUGGGGAUGAGGCAUUGACAAGUGUUGAGGCUGCAGCAGAGGCGGAAAAAAUACUCGGAAAGGAGAAAAGGAAGAAGACGAAGCGGAAAGGAGCUGUGUCUGAUGGGUCUGCUAAUGAGGUGCUGCUGGCAGGUGUUACGAUUACAGCAGAAGCGGAACAAUCACCUGAGAAAAAGAAAAAGAAAAAGAAGAAGCAGAAACUGGCUGUGCGUGAGGUGGCGAAUGAGGCAGCCAAUGAGGCAGCUGCAGGUGAUACUACUGCAGCAGAAGCGGAGGAAUCACAUAAGAAAAAGUCGAAGCGGAAUCGAGUUAUGUGUGGUGGGGCUGACGAUGAGACAGCUGCAGGUGAUAAUACUGCAGCAGAAGCGGAGGAACUACAUGUGGAGAGGAUGAAAAAGAAGAAGUCAAAGCUGAAAGGAGCUGUGGAUAACGGGGCUGUUAGUGAGGCGGUGACAGGUGCUGGUGUUUCAGCAGAAGCGUUGCAAGCACAUGGGACGAAGGAAGAGAAGGAAGAGAAGAAGGAAACGAAGAAGUCAAAACGGAAACGGACUGAUGAUGGGGCUGCCAGUGAGGCUGCUGCAGGUGAUGAUGCAGCAGCAGAAGCAGAGCAAUCACGUGUGGGGAAGAAGAAGAAAAAGAAGAAGUCGAAGCGGGAACGAGCUGCGAGUGAUGGGGUGAAGGAGGAAGAGACAGGUGCUGAGUUUGCAGAGGAGCGUUCUCAGGAGCAUGGUGCAUCGUUAGCAGGUGCUACUGAGGCGGCAGCAGCAGAGGAAGGGUCUCAGGUGAAAGGAAAAAAAAGGGAAUCAGAGCAAGAGAAACGGUCGAAGCGGGAGAAGGCAAAACGGAAGAGAGGGAAUAACGGCAACGAGGAGACCAGCAGCAUCGGGAAUGGGGCAGCGGCAACGGAAGGGGUGGAGGUUGCAGCAGCAGGGGAGCAGCCGCGAGUGAGCGUGUCGAAGCUGGAGAAGAAGGCUGGACGGAAGAGAGCUUUGGGUAGUGGCAGCGGGGAGAAUGGCAGGAGUGAUGGAAUGGCAGUGGAAGGGGCGGGGGUUGCAGUAGCAGAGGAAGAGCAACCGCGGGUGAAGGGAUCAAAACGGAGACGAGUUUCAGUCCACAGCGCUCUUGGGGAAGCUGCUGCGGAGAAAUCCCUCAAUGUUUGCGACCGACUCGGAGAAAUUUCAGGAAAAGAAGAUUGGGAUGCUCAAGGAGCUUGGCAUCACCGACUUCGUCCGAACCAUGAAAAGGGAUUCGCGAGUGAUGACUGCUCGUCCGGCAACUCUCACAGGGAAAACGGAUUAUUUGAAGGAGUUGGUGGGAAAUCAUCAUGCUCAUAA